AUGCCACGUAGUCAUAUCGAUCUUACACCACUUGAUAGGAGACCAAAUCUUACCCUGAUGAACGGGGAAAUUCUCGUACAAGCUGAUACACGAGAAGAGAUAGCCGAAGCAGUGAUCGAUACUAUUCACAAAUCGACAUUCCCCACCAUUCUCGAAGUAGAAGUCGUGAAAGAUCUUUUAGAGACUAUUUUACAAGAUAUAAAGAUCAUUAUUCCCUUGAUUAUAGAAGAAUUCAUCGUUCCCUUGAAUAUCGAAGAAAUCAGGAUCUACACAAGUUAUUACACCGAUAAUGGUACUGAAAUACGAGAUACUACUGGUCGACAACUAAUCAAUGUUCCCACACAAAUUGAAACUUAUCCUCAACUUAGCGAAUUGAAUUUACCAUCAUAUCAUGCCAAUGAAUCGAAAAGAGUAUCUCCCAAACCAAUGGGUCCGAUCUUUAAACAUGUGUUUCGUGAUGAAGUGGUCUCAAUUUUAGAUCAACCUACGAUUAAAGAAAAGAUUAGUUCUACAUUGUUAUUUAAUGAUGACGAAUUAAUGCUGUUUUAA
Messenger RNA from Dentiscutata erythropus, 549 nucleotides. NCBI's taxonomy places the organism in Eukaryota, Fungi, Glomeromycota, Glomeromycetes, Diversisporales, Gigasporaceae. The record is from the annotation of a GenBank genome assembly.